Megalops cyprinoides (Indo-Pacific tarpon) is the source of this 17614-nucleotide messenger RNA. It is a transcript of the gene hmcn1, whose product is annotated as hemicentin 1. The transcript has 107 exons. Gene Ontology annotation, molecular function: calcium ion binding; axon guidance receptor activity. The record is from RefSeq and is a predicted model, not a curated record. Gene Ontology annotation, biological process: homophilic cell-cell adhesion; synapse organization. Bases 1 to 16887 code for a protein of 5628 amino acids. Lineage: Eukaryota; Metazoa; Chordata; Actinopteri; Elopiformes; Megalopidae. Gene Ontology annotation, cellular component: neuronal cell body; axon; plasma membrane.
AUGGUCUUCGGACCUUUGCCUCUGCUGGGCACGCAGCUGUUGCUCCUUGUGGUGUUGUCCACUUCCCAAGACACUAGCACGGAACGGACAAAGGAAGAUAUUCCAGAGGGAGCCUCUACCUUGGCGUUCGUCUUUGAUGUGACUGGCUCCAUGUACGAUGAUUUGGUGCAAGUCAUUGAAGGAGCAUCAAAAAUCUUGGAGACAUCUCUCAGCAGACCAAAGAAACCAUUGUAUAACUUUGCCUUGGUCCCUUUCCAUGACCCAGAGAUUGGCCCGGUCACCAUCACCACAGAUCCAAAGAAGUUCCAGUAUGAACUCAGGGAACUCUAUGUUCAGGGAGGAGGGGACUGUCCAGAGAUGAGUAUUGGGGCCAUAAAGAUUGCCCUGGAAAUCUCCCUCCCGGGAUCGUUCAUCUAUGUCUUCACAGACGCCCGGUCAAAAGACUACAAGCUCACCCACGAUGUGCUGCAGCUCAUCCAGCAGAAGCAGUCUCAGGUGGUGUUCGUUCUGACUGGUGACUGCGACGAUCGGCAACACAUUGGGUACAAGGUCUAUGAGGAGAUUGCCUCAACCAGCUCAGGGCAGGUCUUUCACCUGGACAAGAAGCAAGUCAAUGAGGUGCUGAAGUGGGUGGAAGAGGCAGUGCAGUCCUCCAAGGUUCAUUUGCUGUCCACUGACCACCGUGGUGGGGUGACCAACACAUGGCAAAUCCCCUUUGACCCCAGCCUGAAGGAGGUGACGGUUGCCCUCAGUGGUCCCGCGCCUGACAUAGAAAUCCGGGACCCCCAAGGGAGACGGAUCGAGAAGAACGAGGGCCUGAAUGAACUCCUACACAUCCCCAACUCUGCCAGGGUCAUCAACGUCAAGGACCCGAAACCAGGAAUGUGGGCCAUUAAGACAUCCAGUGAAGGGAGGCACUCAGUUCGAAUCUCGGGCCUCAGCACCAUCGAUUUCCGGGCCGGUUUCUCCAGAAAGCCCACCCUGGACUUCAAAAUGACCUCCAGCAGGCCGGUGCAAGGCAUCCCCACCUACAUCCUGCUCAACACGACCGGGGUCUCUCCCCCGGCGCGGGCUGACCGGCUGGAGCUCCUCAGCAUCACGGGGGGUGUGCUGAAGACCCUGCCCAUCCGCUACUACCCUGAUCGCCAGCCCUUCGGCAUCUGGAACAUCACCGAGUUCAUCCCACCGAACGAGGCCUUCUUCCUCAGAGUCACAGGCUACGACAAGGACGGCUUCGUCUUCCAGCGGGUCUCCAGCGUCUCCUUCUCCAGCAUUGUCCCAGAUGCACCCAAGGUGACAAUGCCCCAGCGCACCCCUGGGUACUAUCUGCAGAAGGGGGCCAUCUCCUGCCAGGUGGACAGCCUGAUCCCCUUCACUCUGCGCUUCAGUCGAGAGGGAGUCAAACUGGGGGUGGACCAGCUCUUCAAGGAAUCGUCCAAUGCCUCUUGGGAGAUUGAGCAGGUGUCUCUAAAGGAUGAGGGAUACUACGAGUGCAUUGCCAUAAACAGUGCUGGGACAGGAAGAGCUCAGACCUUCCUGGAUGUGUCUGAACCCCCUCCGGUCAUCACCGUGCCCAACAACGUGACAAUAUCCCCUGGCUCCCGGGCUGUCCUCACCUGCCUGGUGGCCAGCACCGUGCGCUACAACGUCACCUGGCAAAGGGGAGGCGUGGACGCACACCUUGACCCACGGGUGCGCACCAUGAGCAACCUAUCCCUGGAGAUUUACAGGGCCACCACCGACGACGGUGGCUGGUACAGCUGCGUCGCUGCCAAUGAGGGUGGGGUGUCUACUGCCAGGGUGUACCUCAUCGUGCAAGAAACUCCACAAGUCACGGUUUCCCCACGCAAUCAGAGCUUUCUGGCUGGUCAGGAAGUACGCAUCCGCUGCUCGGCAAAGGGCUACCCUGCUCCCCAGGUGGUGUGGACUCACAAUGACAUGUUCAUCAUGGGCUCCAGCAGGCACCGCUUGACGCCGGAUGGGACCUUGAUUAUAAAGAACACAGUUCAGAAGGAUGCGGGGGUCUACGGCUGUUUGGCCAGUAAUGCAGCUGGGACGGACACACAGACGUCCCUUCUUGCAUAUAUAGAGGCUCCUCGGGUCACAGUUGUCCAGAGCGAGAUUCUGAUUGGCCUGGGAGAUACCACGGUUAUGGAGUGCAGGGCGACCGGAAUCCCCAACCCGGAGGUUCGGUGGUACAAAGGUGAUCUUCAGCUCAGGCCCUCCUCAUUCCUAAGCAUCGAGGCCUUCCGAGGGAUCUUGAAGAUUGACGAAACCCAGGACGCGGAUGCUGGAGACUACACGUGUGUCGCCGUCAACGAAGCAGGAACAGCCAUGGGCAAAGUCACUUUAGAUGUGGGCUCCGCCCCGGAGUUCUCCCUGGAGCCUUCUGACGUCUCGGCAGACAUCGGCUCCAACGUCACCUUGCAGUGUCACGCCCAGGGCUACCCCGAGCCUCAGAUCAGCUGGAGGAGGGAGGACAACGUCGCUCUCUUCUCCCGCCGCCACAGCACCAUCACCCAAAGGAGAGGAGGAGACCUGCUCAUCAGCAAUUUGUGGGUGGAAGAUGAGGCCACGUACAUCUGUGAAGCUCAGAACCAGUUUGGGAAAAUCCAGGCACAGGCUGCAGUCACUGUCACUGGACUAGUGUCUCCGGUCAUUGGCAUCAGUCCGGCCAUGGUUAAUGUGAUCGAGGAACAGCAGGUGACUCUGCCCUGCGUGCUGCUGGCAGGGAACCCACUGCCUGAGAGACGCUGGCUCCGCAAUAACGGGCUGGUGAGUCCCAGCCCGUACAUUACGAUCCGCCGGGACGGGAGCUUGCACAUCGAGCGCGUGCGACUGCAGGACGGCGGCGAGUACACCUGUCUGGCCCAGAACGUUGCCGGCUCCAGCAACCGCACCACCCUCGUCAACAUCUUCGUUCCUCCCAGCAUCCAGCACGGGCCGCAGGUGUUCAGCACCAUCGAGGGGACGGCCAUCUCACUGCCCUGCCGCGCCAGCGGGGUCCCCAAGCCUGACAUCACCUGGGCCAAGAGGGGCGAGCUGCUGGACCUGAGUGGUGAAUCCUUCACCUUGAACCCUGACGGCAGCCUGCACAUUGCCUCCCCCAGCGGGAAUGAGUCUGGCGAGUUCGUCUGCACUGCCACCAACGCCGCGGGGUACAGCUCCAGGAAGGUCCAGCUCACCGUGUAUGUAAGACCCCGGGUGAGUGGGACGCAGGGGGGACAGGACAGCACGGGCGGAUUGGUGGAGGUGUCGGUGACCGCGGGGGAGGACGUCAUCCUACCAUGUGAGGUCCAGAGUGUCCCACCCCCUAUUAUCACCUGGGCCAAGGAGCGCCAGCUCAUUUCCCCCUUCUCCCCAAGGCACUCCCAGCUGCCCUCUGGGUCCAUGAAGAUCCUGGAGACCAGGGUUUCAGACAGCGGCAUGUAUCUGUGUGUGGCCACAAACAUCGCUGGCAACUUCACUCAGGCAGUGAGGCUCAGUGUCCACGUGCCCCCAAGCAUCCAGGCUGGCCCGCGGGUGAUGAAGGUCCAAGUGGGGCACCCCAUUGACCUGCCCUGUGUGGUUCAGGGGGUGCCAGAGCCCACGGUCACCUGGCUGAAGGAUGGCGCCGCCCUGCUGGUGGACGGGGCGCAGUACAGGAGCUUCCCUGACGGAACGCUGACCAUCAGCGAGGUCGGGCUCUCAGACGCCGGGGUCUACACCUGUGUAGCCAGCAAUGUGGCGGGGCGUGACGAGGCACACAUCCAGCUACACGUGCAAGUUCCCCCUGUAGUGGAAGUAUCCGAGCCUCCAUUCAACAGCCCACUGCAAGAAAGAGUGGCCAACCAGCGGAUCGCUUUCCCCUGUCCAGCCAAAGGAACCCCGACGCCGGUGAUCAAGUGGCUGCGGAACGGCCAGGAGCUGACAGGGAACGAGCCGGGCGUGUCCAUCCUGGAGGACGGCACUCUGCUCAUCCUGGCCUCGGUGUCUCCACUGGACAACGGCGAGUACGUCUGCGUGGCGGUCAAUGAUGCCGGCACUACCGAGAGGAAGUACCAGCUGAAGGUCAAUGUGCCUCCGGAUGUGCAGGACAACCACACUCCAGCCAACGUGUCGGUGGUCCUGAACCAGCCCACCACGCUGGUGUGUGAGGUCACAGGAAGCCCCACCCCUGUCAUCACGUGGUACAAAGAUGGAGUGCCUGUCAUCCCCAGCAGUUCUGUUCAGAUUCUGCAGGGGGGGAAAACACUCAAGCUCCAGAAAGCAGCCACGGCCGACGCCGGACGCUACAGCUGCAAGGCCAUCAAUAUAGCCGGCAGCACCGAGAAGGUCUUCAACCUGGAUGUGCUGGUCCCGCCCAGCGUUAGCGGUGCCAACACACCCCGUGACGUGUCUGCCAUUCUCAACCAGGAGGUCACUCUGGAGUGCAAAGUGAAAGGAGUGCCAUUCCCCACCAUUCAGUGGUACAAAGACAGGAAGCCGGUGUUCCUGGGCGAUCCGAACAUCGAGGUGAUUAACAGAGGCCAGGUGCUGAAGAUAAAGAGCGCACGUCUCGGGGAUCAGGCCCGCUAUCAGUGUAGCGUGAGCAACGCUGCGGGUAAACAGUCCAAAGACUUUAACCUCAGCGUGUAUGUGCCCCCAAGCAUCAAGGGAGGUAACGUCACCACUGAAGUGACCGCUCUCCUCAACAACCCCGUGACCCUUGAGUGCGAGGCGCGUGGCGUGCCCUUCCCUGUCAUCACCUGGUACAAGAAUGGCCAGGCACUCCUCUCCAACCGGCAGGCCCUGUAUGUGGACAGGGGACAGUUCCUUAAGAUCCCCCAGGCCCAGGUGUCCGACGCUGGCCAGUACACCUGCCGCGUCACCAGCGUGGCUGGAACAGCUGAGAAGCCGUUCGAGCUGGACGUUUAUGUGCCCCCCUCUAUAGAGGGGGGUCUCGACACCCCGACGGAGAGGAAGGUGGUGGUCACCAAGCCUCUGACCCUAGAAUGCGAGGCGGGGGGUCACCCUCCCCCCAUGCUGACCUGGCUCAAGGACGGGGUCCCCGUCAAGAGCGGUGACAACGUGAAGGUCCUGCAGGGGGGGAGGAAGAUUGAGAUCCUCAACGCCGCUGUGUCCGACUCCGGGAGAUAUGUAUGCGUGGCGACCAGCGUCGCCGGGGAGAAAGAGAUCAAGUAUGACGUCAGCGUCCUGGUGCCGCCUACCGUGGAGGGUGGAGAGGACACCACAGACACCACUGUUAUCGUCAACAAUCCCCUGGAGCUUGAGUGUCACGUCACGGGCACGCCAGCGCCGUUGGUCACGUGGCUGAAGAAUGGUCAGCCCGUCGGGCCAUCAGACGGGGUGAAAAUCACCGCCAACGGGCGGAAGCUGGUCAUUCUGCGUGCCCAGGUGUCCGACACGGCGAAGUUCCAGUGUGUGGCCACCAAUGAGGCUGGGGACCAUGAAAGAACGUUCAGUGUGGCUGUUCAUGUUCCUCCUUCAAUCCGUUCCACUGGUCCAUCUGAGCGUUCUGUGGUCCUCCACAAGUCCAUCAGUCUGCAAUGUGUGGCCAGUGGCAUCCCCAUGCCUACCAUCACCUGGCUGAAGGAUGGACGUCCAGUCAGCACUGCCCAGGGGCAUUUGAAGCUGGAGUCGGCAGGCCGGGUGCUCCAGAUUGUGAAGGCUGUCCUGGAGGAUGCUGGGAAAUACACCUGUGUGGCCACCAAUGCUGCGGGGGAGGCCCAGCAGCACAUCCGCCUCAGUGUCCAUGAGCCACCCAGCAUCCUAAACAGCGGACAGACCCUAAAUGAGACCAUCCUCGCUAGCUUCCCCAUUCAGCUCAAGUGCAAGGCUUCAGGGAAUCCUCUGCCAGCCAUCACGUGGUACAAGGAUGGACGGCCACUGACCGGCACAGCAGGAGUGACCCUCCUAAACCGUGGCCAGGUGCUGGAAAUCGACAGCGCCCAGAUGUCGGAUGCUGGGCUGUACAGGUGUGCUGCGGUCAGCAUAGCCGGAACUGCAGAGCUGUUCUAUCAUCUCCAAGUGUAUGUGCCCCCUUCCAUCACCAGCAGCGGCGGCACGGUGACGGUGGUGGUCAACGACCCCGUGAGACUGGAGUGUGAGGCCAGCGGCGUCCCUGCGCCCAGCCUCACCUGGCUCAAAGACGGCAGCCCCGUGUCCAGCUUCUCCGAGGGCGUGCAGGUGCUGUCUGGGGGCAGGGUGCUGGCCAUCAGCAGCGCUCAGGUCAGUGACACUGGACGGUACACCUGUGUGGCUGUGAACGCAGGAGGGGAGCAGGAAAAAGAUUAUGACCUGCGUGUAUAUGUGCCACCCAACAUCAUGGGGGAGGAGAUGAACGUGACCGUGCUGAUAAAACGGCCUGUGGAGCUGCAAUGUCAGAGCGAUGCCAUCCCCCCGCCCACCCUCACCUGGCGCAAGGACGGACGCCCGCUCUACAGGAAGCCCGGCCUCACUGUGUCUGAGGACGGCAGCACCCUCAAGAUUGACAGUACUCAAGUACAAGACAUGGGGAGGUAUACUUGUGAGGCCACCAAUGUAGCUGGAAAAACCGAGAAGAAUUACAACUUGAACGUGUGGGUCCCUCCCAGUAUCCGAGGCUCGGACGAGGUGUCCCCGCUGACGGUGAUCGAAGGGAGCCUAAUCACGCUGGUGUGCGAGUCCAGUGGGAUCCCCCCUCCCGGCCUCACGUGGAAGAAGGAUGGCGCUGAGCUGAAGUCUGACUCUCGAAGCAGGGUUCGAGUGCUGUCAGGCGGGCGGCAGUUGCAGAUCUCUAGCGCAGAGAGGACUGAUUCUGCUACCUACACCUGCUUGGCUUCCAGUGCAUCUGGUAACGCCAUGAAGGAGUACAGUCUGCAAGUCUAUGUUCGCCCUUCCAUCAAAAACAGUGGGAAGCGUCCCCACGAGGUGACGGUGACACGUGGCAACGAUGUCACGCUGCAGUGCGAGGCAGAGGGCGUGCCCCGCCCGGCGCUGACCUGGCUGAAGGACGGCCGUCCUGUGGCGAGCGGCAGAGGGGUGCUGAUCCUGAACGAGGGGCGCUUGCUGCAAAUCAAGGACUCCAAAGUGUCGGACACGGGGCGCUAUACGUGUGUGGCCGUCAAUGUGGCGGGGCAGGCGGACAGCAAGCACGAUCUCACGGUGCACGUGCCCCCCGUUAUCAGCGGCCAGACGCAGGCCCCGGAAAAUGUCAGUGUGGUGCUGAAGAACCCCGUGGCGCUCACCUGCGAAGCCUCCGGCAUUCCCCUCCCCUCCAUCACGUGGCUGAAGGAUGGCCGGCCAAUCAGCACGUCCAGCUCCGUCAGGGUCAUCUCAGGGGGUCGAACCUUGCGGCUGAUGCACGCUUCAGUAGAGGAUGCGGGGAGGUACACUUGCAUUGUGUCCAACACGGCUGGGGAAGAGAGGAAGAGCUUUGACCUUGGAAUCCUGGUGCCACCAAGCAUUGUGAGUGAAGGGACGGUGGAAGAUGUCAAAGUGAAGGAGAAGCAGAAUGUGACUCUGUCUUGUGAAGUCACGGGCAACCCUGUGCCCGAAAUCAGCUGGCUGAAGGACGGACAGCCGCUGGUGGAGGACAGACGUCACCAGGUGCUGUCUCACGGGCGCUUCCUGCAGAUCUCUGGUGCCCAGGUGGCAGACACAGGCAGGUACAGCUGCCUGGCCUCCAACAGCGCCGGUGACCGGAGCAAGCACUUCAAUCUCAACGUGCUGGUGUCGCCCACCAUUGCAGGGUCAGAUCCAGACGGUUCAGCAGAGGAGGUGACAGUCACUCUAAACAGCCCAACCUCCCUCGUUUGUGAGGCGCAGUCCUACCCGCCUGCUAUUAUAACCUGGCUGAAGGACGGCACACCCUUUGAAUCCAGCCGCAACGUGCGAGUCCUUCCAGGUGGGCGCACUCUGCAAAUUCUCAAUGCUCAGGAAGAGGAUGCUGGGAGAUACACCUGCGUGGCCACCAACGAAGCUGGAGAAACCCUGAAGAACUAUGAGGUCAAGGUUUACAUUCCCCCAGUGAUAAACAAACAUGGUAUUCCCGGAGAAGGGAUCUCCCCUAAGGAAGUGAAGAUCAAGGUCAACAACACCCUAACCCUGGAGUGUGAGGCUGAGGCCAUCCCUACACCAACGCUGCAGUGGUACAAAGAUGGGCAGCUCCUGAGAGCUGAUGACCAUGUGACCAUCACUGCCAACGGCCGCAUAGUCCAGAUCAGACAGGCUCAGGUGUCUGACACAGGCCGCUACACCUGCGUGGCCACCAACAUCGCCGGGGAGGACGAGAAGGACUUUGAUGUAAAUAUACAAGUUCCUCCCAGUUUCCAGAGACCUGGAGACACGGGGUCCCCCCCGGGCAGCGGAAAUGACAUCAGAGACGUGGUUCUGAACAAUCCCAUCUCCCUGUACUGUGAGACCAAUGCUGUGCCCCCUCCGACACUCACAUGGUACAAGGAUGGCAGGCCGUUGGCCUCCAACGACAAAGUGCUCAUCCUGCCUGGGGGCAGAGUGCUGCAGAUCCCCAGGGCUCAGGCAGAGGAUUCUGGGAGGUACACAUGUGUGGCGGUCAAUGAGGCAGGGGAGGACUCCAUCCAGUAUGAUGUCAGAGUUCUGCUGCCCCCCUCCAUAAGGGGUGCAGAUGGGGACCUUCCUGAUGAAGUGACCGUGCUGGUGAACAAAACCACCAUGCUGGAGUGCCAGGUGGACGGCAGCCCCACUCCCAAAAUCUCCUGGCUGAAGGACAGCCAGCCCCUGAUCCCAGAUAGCACACACAGACUGCUGUCCAAUGGAAGGACACUGCAGGUGUUAAACGCCCAGGUGACGGACACAGGCCGCUAUGUGUGCGUGGCUGAAAACAUGGCUGGGAGCGCAGAGAAAUCCUUCAACCUGAACGUGCACGUGCCGCCCUCCAUUGUGGGAACGAACCCGGAGAAUGUCACCGUGGUGGUGAACAACUUCAUCUCUCUGACCUGCGAGGCCACGGGCUUCCCCCCACCCACCCUCAGCUGGCUGAAAGACAGAAGGCCGGUUCAGGCCAACACCAAUGCACUUAUAAUGCCAGGGGGACGCACCCUGCAGAUCUUGCGGGCGAAGAUAUCGGACGGCGGAAAGUACAGCUGCGUGGCCAUGAACCCCGCCGGAGAGGCCCAGAAGCUCAUCUUCCUCACGGUCUUCGUUCCCCCCAGCAUCAGGGAUAGCGGAGGGGACUCGCCGGUGGUGGUGAGUGUGCGGGUGGGGAACUCGGUGACACUGGAGUGCGAGUCCAACGCGGUGCCCCCUCCCACCAUCACGUGGUACAAGAACGGGAGGAUGGUCACUGAGUCCGCCAACCUCAAGAUCCUGGCAGAGGGACAGAUGCUAGAGCUCAAAGGGGCUGAGGUAUCUGACACUGGCCAGUAUGUCUGCAAGGCCACGAACAUUGCGGGACAGGUGGACAAAAACUUCCAUCUGAACAUCUAUGUCCCCCCUACGAUCGAUGGCCCUGCGGAUGAGAAAGUGCUGGAGACCAUCAGCAACCCAGUCACUUUCGCCUGCGACGCCACGGGAAUCCCCCCACCGAGCCUUACAUGGCUGAAGAACGGCCGCCCCAUAGAAAACUCAGAAUCCCUGGAGAUGCACAUCCUGUCAGGGGGCAGCAAGCUGCAGAUCGCCCGCACCCAGCUAUCUGACAGCGCCACCUACACCUGCGUGGCAUCCAACGUGGAGGGCAAAGCUCAGAAGAACUACCACCUCACCAUCCAAGUUCCACCCAGCAUCGCUGGCUCAGAGCUGCCCAGCGAGGUGAGCGUCCUGGUGAAUGACAGCGCGCAGCUGGUGUGUCGUGCCCAGGGAACCCCGCCCCCCACCAUUCAGUGGCUGAAGGAUGGGAAGGCCCUCAGAACCGCAGGCUCUAAGAACAUCAGAAUCAGCCCAGAUGGCAGUACCCUGACCCUCACAGGAGCUCAUACCUCUGACAGUGGCAAGUACACCUGUGUUGCCACCAAUGCUGCAGGAGAGGAGGACCGGAUAUUCAACCUUAAUGUGUAUGUGCCACCAAUAAUCCGAGGGAGCAGUGAAGCAACAAAGGAGCUGACGGCUGUCCUGGACAGCUCCAUCAAUAUCGAGUGUGUAGCCACCGGCUCCCCACCUCCACAGCUCAACUGGCUGAAAAAUGGCCUCCCACUGCCCAUCUCCUCCCACAUCCGUCUGCUGUCAGCAGGACAGGUCCUCAGGAUUGCCCGGGCCCAGGUGUCCGAUGGAGGCACCUACACAUGCGUGGCCUCGAACAGGGCAGGAGUGGACAACAGACACUUCAACCUGCAGGUGCACGUUCCCCCCAGCCUGGACAAAGCAGGCAGCACUGAGGACGUGAUAGUAGUGAGGGGUAACUCAGCAACACUGCUCUGCAUCUCCGAUGGGACCCCCACGCCUACCCUGUCCUGGCGAAAGGACGGAACACCCCUGAAAACAAGCACCCACACCACCAUAGCCAACCAGGGCACAACCAUGAAGAUCGCGCAGGCCCAGGUGGGCGACACGGGGCGGUACACCUGCGUGGCCACCAACGAGGCCGGAGAGUCCAGCCGCCACUUCAACCUCAAAGUGCUGGACCCCCCACGAAUAAAUGGCUCAGACCACCCCGAGGAGGUGUCAGUGGUGGUUAACAACGUGCUGGAGCUGCAGUGUAUUGCCACGGGCAUCCCCAUUCCCACCCUCACCUGGAUGAAAGACGGCCGGCCCCUCCCUCAGACGGACAGCGUGCGCGUCCUGAGGGGUGGGGAGGUGCUGCGGGUCGCCUCGGCGCAGGUGGAGGACACGGGAAGGUACACCUGUCUGGCCACCAGCCCUGCAGGGGACAAUGACAAAGAGUUUCUGGUCCGAGUUCAUGUUCCUCCCAACAUUGCGGGUGAAAGUGGCCCUCAGGACCUGUCAGUGCUGCUAAACAGACAGGUGACCCUGGAGUGCAAGUCUGAUGCUGUGCCGCCCCCCACACUCACCUGGCUCAAAAAUGGGGCCCCACUGCAGGCCUCUCCACGUGUCAGAAUCCUGUCCAGUGGACGUUACCUGCAGAUCAACAAUGCGGAGCUGGGAGAUGGGGCACAGUACACCUGCGUAGCCAGCAACAUCGCCGGGAAGACCACAAGGGAGUUCAACUUAGUCAUUAACGUGGCUCCCACCAUCCAGGACGGUCCACAAACAAUGUCUGUGCACGUUGACCGGCCUGUGGAACUGGAGUGCAUCGUCAGCGGAGUGCCAGCACCACGUGUCACCUGGAGAAAACAUGGCGCUAUAUUGGCAGGAAACAACCCCAGGUACACAUUUGCUGAGAAUGGGUCAUUACACAUCCACUCAGCACAGGUGACUGACACUGGGCGCUACCUGUGCAUGGCCACUAACCAGGCUGGAACACAGCGCAAGAGGAUAGACUUACAGGUGUAUGUACCCCCGUCCAUCGCCCAGGGCCCCACCAACAUCACAGUGACUGUCAACGUCCAGACCACCCUGUCCUGUGAUGCCACGGGCAUUCCCAAGCCCACCAUCAGCUGGAAGAAGAACGGACGCCUGCUCAACACCGACCACAACCAGAAUAUGUACAGGUUGCUGUCGUCGGGGUCUCUGGUUGUCAUAGCGCCCACAGUGGAAGACACUGCUGUGUAUGAGUGUGUGGUGACCAAUGAGGCAGGGAAGGAUGAAAGAGCCAUCCAGCUUACUGUGCAGGUCCCCCCCUCCAUUGCUGACGAGGCCACAGAGCUGGUGGUGACUCGACUGUCCCCGGUGGUCAUCAGUUGUACUGCGUCCGGCGUGCCAGAGCCCAUCCUGCAAUGGAGCAAAGAUGGGGUCAGGCUGCCAAAACAAGGCCAGGGUUUCAAGAUCCUGCCCUCAGGUCCGGUAGAGAUCUCCGCAGCUGAGCUGAGCCACUCAGGCCGGUAUUCCUGCGUGGCCAAGAACGCCGCCGGCUCCGCUCAUAGACACGUGCAGCUCACCGUCCAGGAGCCCCCUGUGAUUCAGACCCAUCCUCCAACACUGGACGUGAUCCUCAACAACCCCAUCACCCUGCCGUGCAAGGCCACGGGCUCGCCCCGGCCCACCAUCACCUGGCAGAAGGAGGGCAUCAACAUCGUCACCACAGGGGGCGGUUUCACUGUGCUACCCAACGGAGGGCUUCAGAUCGCACGGGCCAAAGUGGACGACUCCGGGACGUACAUGUGUGUGGCUCAGAACCCAGCCGGCACUGCACUGGGAAAGACUAAACUGAAAGUGCAAGUCCCACCUGUUGUUAGUUCCCAGACAAGGAGCUACAUUGUGGCUCUGGAUACCUCCAUCACGCUUCUGUGCCAGGCGGAGGGCUACCCCACCCCCGAGGUCACCUGGCACAAAGACGGGCAGCAGGUGACUGAGUCCGUGCGUCAGCGGAUCCUCAGCUCCGGCUCUCUGCAGAUCGCUUUUGCCCAGCCCAGCGACACCGGCCGCUACACCUGUACCGCCGCUAAUGUGGCCGGGUCCAGCAGCCUGGAGAUGAGCCUUACUGUCCAAAUCCCACCCUCCAUCCGCAGCAGUGAGCUGGAGCUCUCUGUGGUGGAGAACUCCCAGGCCCUGCUCUCCUGUGUCGCAGAUGGGGUUCCACAGCCAAUCAUAUCCUGGGAGAAAGAGGGCACGCCCCUCACCGAUACCACAGGGGAGUUCACCAUCCUACCAUCUGGAGAGCUUGUCAUAGACACUGCCCAGCCUGAGGAUUCUGGGAGUUACACCUGUAUAGCCACCAAUGAUGUGGGCCAGGACAGCAAGACAGUCACCCUGUCGGUCCACACUCACCCAGCCUUCACCGAGCUGCUAGGAGACGUGUCCCUGAACAAAGGAGAGCGCCUCCUGCUGGCCUGUGGUGUCACUGGAAUUCCCACCCCUACCAUCACCUGGGCUUUCAACAACAACAUUAUACCAGCUCACUAUGACCAUGUGAACGGACACAGCGAGCUGGUCAUUGAGCGAGUGAGCAAAGACGACUCUGGAACCUACUCCUGCAUCGCUGAAAACAGAGUCGGCUCCAUCAAGUCGUUGGCGUUCGUGUAUGUCAAAGAGCCUCCCAUCAUCGAUGGAGAUUUCCACUCAAACCGGAUCGAGCCCCUGGGAGGGAACGCCAUCCUGAACUGUGAGGUCCGAGGAGACCCGCUGCCUACCAUCCAGUGGAGCAAGAAGGGGGUCAACGUCCAGAUCAGCAACCGCGUUCGCCAGCUGGACAACGGCUCCCUGGCCAUCUACGGCACUGUGAAUGAAGAUGCUGGCAAUUACAUGUGUGUGGCCACCAAUGACGCCGGAGUGGUGGAGCGCAGUGUUACGCUGACCCUGCAGAGCUCCCCGACCAUCACUACGGAGCCAGUGGAGACGGUCGUGGAUGCCGGCACUACUGUGGUACUUAACUGCCAGGCAGACGGGGAACCCCCUCCCCUGAUAGAGUGGUCUCGACAGGGGCGCCCUCUGCUGGGCAACGACCGUACUGCCAUCCUGUCCAACGGCUCCCUGCGCCUGGUUGGUGUGCAGAAGGAGGACACCGCCGAGUAUGAGUGUGUGGCCCGGAACCUGUUGGGCUCAGUGCUGAUCAAAGUGCCCGUGACAGUUCGCGUACAUGGAGGCUUCUCGGAAUGGAUGGAGUGGGGGCCCUGCAGUGUCAGCUGUGGACAAGGUGCUCAGAAGAGGCUGCGGCAGUGCAACAACCCCCUGCCUGCCAACGGGGGGCGCCACUGUGCUGGGACCAACACAGAGACCCGCAGUUGCCAGGGAAAGCCCUGUCCAGUGGAUGGGAGCUGGUCUGAGUGGACAGAGUGGGAGGAGUGCUCUCGCACCUGUGGUCAGGGGAACAGGACCAGGGUGCGCACGUGCAGUAACCCCCCAGCCCAGCACGGGGGACGACCCUGCGAGGGCAAGGCGGUGGAGGCCAUCAUGUGCAGUGUCAGACCCUGUCCUGUGGCUGGUAACUGGGGUGCCUGGUUGCCAUGGAGCCCCUGCAGCGAAACCUGUGGCAAAGGGAUGCAGACAAGGAUCCGGCUGUGCAACAACCCCCCUCCCUCUUUCGAUGGCCCGCCGUGCGAGGGCCCAGACACCCAGACGCAGGUGUGCAAGGAGCGCCACUGCCCAGUGGAUGGGAAGUGGUCGUCCUGGGUCAGCUGGGGGGCGUGCAGCGUGUCCUGCGGGGGAGGCACCCGGCAGAGGACGCGCUCCUGCGCCAGCCCGGCCCCCCAGCACGGAGGCCGGCAGUGCGAGGGGAACGACGUCCACAUCGACUUCUGCAACAGCGAGCCCUGUCCCAUCCAUGGUAACUGGGGCCCGUGGAGCAGCUGGGGCAGCUGCAGCCGGACGUGUAACGGAGGUCAGAUGCGCAGGUACCGAACCUGCGACAACCCCAGGCCAGCCAAUGGGGGUCGAGCUUGCGCAGGAGCAGACACACAGAUCCAGAGGUGUGGCACAGGCAACUGCCCUGUGGAUGGGAACUGGGGUCCGUGGCAGCCGUGGGGAGAGUGCUCAGCGUCGUGUGGAGGAGGAGAGCGCACACGGGUUCGACUCUGCAACAGCCCUCCGCCCACCAACGAGGGCCGCACCUGCCCAGGGGACUCCACCCAGCUCUCCAGGUGUAAUGCUCAGGCUUGCCCAGGUGGCCCUCAGCGGGCCAGGGGAAGCAUCAUUGGAAAUAUCAACGACGUGGAGUUUGGAAUCGCCAUUCUCAAUGCCACUGUCACUGACAGUGUGGAACCUGGUGGCAGAGUUAUACAAGCAACGAUCUCUAAUGUGCCCAGAAGUCUAGGCCCUGCAAUGAGGAAACUCAUCUCCAUCCUGAACCCCAUCUACUGGACCACCGCACAGGAGCUGGGCGAGGCAGUCAACGGCUACACACUUACAACUGGGGUCUUCCGACGGGAGACCCAGGUGGAGUUUGCCACAGGUGAAAUCCUGAGAAUGACUCACGUUGCCCGAGGACUGGACUCAGAUGGAGCCUUGUUACUGGACAUUGUGGUCAAUGGACACAUCUUACAGCUGCCCUUUAAUUCAGAGAUCAGUGUCAAGGACUACACUGAGGACUACAUCCAGACAGGCCCAGGGCAGCUGUAUGCUCUCUCUACACGCAUGUUCACCAUUGACAAGGUUAGCGUGCCCUAUUCCUGGAACCACACCAUCACCUACGAGCCCUCCAAGGGAAAGAUGCCCUUCCUGGUCGAAACACUCCAUGCCUCCACCAUCAGUGCUCACUACCGCCCCCUAGAGGAGUUGCUGGAAUUCAAAAUCCAUGCCACCAUUGCAAAAGGAGAUCGAAGCAAUCAGUGUCCAGUCGGCUUUCGCCUGGACCCGGCUGGACCAUAUUGCGCAGAUGAGGACGAGUGUGCUGCUGGGAACCCGUGCUCUCACGCCUGCCACAACGCCAUGGGCACCUACUACUGCUCCUGUCCCCGAGGCCUCACCAUAUCCGCUGACGGGAGGACCUGUCAGGACAUUGAUGAGUGUGCUCUGGGAGGGCACAUGUGUCACGAGGGUCAGGACUGUGAGAAUACCAUUGGCUCAUACCGCUGCGUGAUGCGCUGUGGGCGGGGCUUCCGCAGGACAGCUGAUGGACUGAGCUGCCAAGAUAUUAACGAGUGCCAGGAGUCCAGCCCCUGCAACCAACACUGUCUCAACACCAUUGGCAGUUACCGCUGUGCUUGCGAACCUGGCUACCAGCUGAGGAACCGAAGAUGUAUCGACAUCAACGAGUGCCGACAAAGGGUCUGCCGCUUGGACCAGCAGUGCAAGAACACCAGGGGCGGAUACACCUGCAUCGACCUGUGCCCCACUGGCAUGACCAAAGGAGUCAACGGGACAUGCGUGGACAUUGACGAAUGCAGAGAUGGCACUCACCAGUGCAGGUACAACCAGAUCUGUGAGAACACCCGGGGCAGCUACCACUGCACCUGCCCGCGAGGGUACCGUUCCCAGGGGGUGGGCCGCCCCUGCCUCGACAUUAAUGAGUGCGAGCGGGUGCCCACACCCUGUGCCCACCAGUGCCUCAACACCCCCGGCAGCUUCAGGUGCCUCUGCCCUCCCGGGCGCCACUUGCUGGGCGACGGGAAAUCUUGCGCCGGGCUGGAGAGGCUGCCCAGUUAUGAGAGCUAUUCGUACGGUUAUAGAGCAUCGCAGUCCUCGCCCGAGAGGAACUCCUACCAGCAGCAGUACCACAGCCUGGCCUCUCAGUCGUACCAUUCCUAUGCAAGCAAUAGCUACAUUAGGGGGCCCGCUCAGCGCUCCCGCAGGGCCGCUAGGGGGGCUUGUCCCGAAGGCUUUAAAACAAGGAAUGGCCGUUGCCUAGAUAUUAAUGAGUGUGAGAGCAGAGACACAUGUCAGCACGAGUGCAUGAACACUCCGGGGAGCUAUAGGUGUCUGUGUCCGAAUGGGUACCGGCUCAUGACCAACGGAAAAACCUGUCAAGAUAUCGACGAGUGUCUCGAACAGGACAUUCAGUGCGGAACUAACAGAAUGUGCUUCAACAUGAGGGGAAGUUAUCAGUGCAUAGACACGCCCUGCCCACCUAACUACCAGAGGGACCCUGCCACAGGGUUCUGUCUGAAGAACUGCCCUCCCAAUGACCUAGAGUGUGCCCUCAGCCCUUACGCUCUGGAGUAUAAGCUGUUGUCCCUGCCUUUCGGCAUCGCCGCCAACCAGGACCUGAUCCGCCUGGUGGCCUACACUCAGGACGGGGUGGUCCACCCCCGCACCUCCUUCCUGGUCGUGGACGAGGAUGUAACCCUGCCCUUUGCCAUUAGGGACGAGAACCUGAAGGGGGUGCUGUUCACCACGCGCCCGCUGCGCGAGCCUCACACCUACAGGAUGAAGGUGCGGGCCCUGUCCUACAGCGCCAACGGCGGCAUCGACUACCAGACUACUUUCAUUGUGUACAUCGCAGUGUCCGCCUAUCCAUACUAGAGCGCUUUGGGCCCAGCAUGUGCCUUUGUAUACAUCACUGCGAGGUGGCGGGAGCCAUCACUUAAGACUAUUUCUACACGCAAGGCCUUGCAGCCAGGAGAACUUCUAGCCCAGGAGCAUUUUAAAGGACUCAACACUGCCUCCUGGAGCAAGGUGGAAUGUUUACAGAGGAGAAUUGUUUGUUGCAUUUGGAGGAAAAACAUCAAUUAGUAUCUAGAACUAAUACCACCAUUCCUCCAACAGUCUUCAGUCUUGUAAAAAGUAAAAAAAUGGUUUCACAAGCACAGAAAAGACAAUGAUGUUUAGGGAUGUUUUAAACAGGCUCCUUUUCAGGUAAGAUGAAAGAGUUGUUAAUCCAAACUGAUAUUAUUUUACAUCUACCUAUUUAACUUAUUGGGAAGAGCUUGAACAGGAAUAAGGGCAGUUCCUGCAUAAUUACCUCCAGGUUGAUUGGCCCUAGAGAAAUCCCAAGAGAUUACAGACUAUUGAACACCAGAAGGAGCUGUUGCCUGAUUGGUCUGCAGUGGUGCCCUUGUAGAAUGAAUCCUGUCAUUUCAGAACGCAACAAAUUGAAGUGGAGCGGGUGCCAGGUAAUGUUCUAGGGGCAUCCAGUUGCCCUUGUUGGAAUCAACACUGUAGCUACCGCUUCACUGUUACCGUAGUAGCUACAAUUGUGGACAGUCAUUAGUCAUAUCAUUACAGGUUCAUAUGCCUCUGGACCCAUUCA